Messenger RNA from Bicyclus anynana (squinting bush brown), 4033 nucleotides. RefSeq names its product facilitated trehalose transporter Tret1. The coding region runs from base 518 to 1921 and encodes 467 amino acids. The record is from RefSeq and is a predicted model, not a curated record. Lineage: Eukaryota; Metazoa; Arthropoda; Insecta; Lepidoptera; Nymphalidae. The transcript is spliced from 7 exons. Gene Ontology annotation, biological process: transmembrane transport. Gene Ontology annotation, molecular function: transmembrane transporter activity. Gene Ontology annotation, cellular component: membrane.
UAAGAUUUAGCCAUUGAAGGUUUAAUGUUGAACGCGCGUGGUCUCUCCACGGGACAAUCUUUGCCUAAUAAAUUUUAAAAACAAUAAUAUUUUUUUUGUUGACAGUAGAACAACUAAAUCAUAAUCAAACGUGUCUCAGAAUAAAAACGUUCUUUUUUUGAAUUCGUUUUAACAUAAAAUUGCUGGUUUAGUUGCCGAAAGUUUCUGGAUUCGAACUUUUAUUUUUAAAAAAAUACCAAGAAACUUUUUAAAUUAUUCAAUUAGGGUUCAAGUAUAAUUAGUUUACUCUUCAAUUUUUUAAUUGGACGAUAUUAUCUGAACCAAUAUUGACUUAAGUGUUGUGAUUAAUCAUUAAUAUCGAUGUAUAAAACGUGUUAAUUUUUGAAUAUUAUUUUAAUAUGAUUUUUUUAAAAGUCUACCAUAAGUGCAAUUGUUUAUUGACAAUUUUAGUGUUGUUUUUUGUAGUGUAAAUUGUUGUAUUUUUUUAUGUAGUGUAGAUUUAUUGUACCUAACAAAAAUGAAGAUUAAUCUAGCAUCAUCGCUAAUUCGACAGUAUGCUGCGGUCAUUACAGUAAACCUCGGAGUAGUGUCAACGGGGAUGAGUCUAUCAUGGCCCUCCCCUAUGCUGGUGAAGCUUCGGAACGAAACGGAGACGACCUUGUCUAGGCCCAUCACUGAGGAGGAAGGCUCGUGGAUUGUUUCCGGUGGAUUCUUGCUUGGUAUAUUAGGUAAUCUCGUAGGCGGAAUGCUGCUGGACGCUGUGGGCAGGAAGUAUUGCUUCUUACUGCUGUCACUGCCAAAGUUCCUCAUGAGUAUGCUCUUCAUCUUCGCGACUGAAGUGUGGAUGUUGAUCUUCGGGCGAGUCAUUAUGAUUAUGACCGACUGCUUCCUGUUUAUGGUAGUCCCUAUCUACGCUUCGGAAAUUGCCAGUAAAGACCAUCGCGGCUCGCUGGGCACGCUCAUGCAGAUCUUCUCCACCCUCGGCAUCGUGGUGACUCUAUCAGUGGGUCCUUUCGUCUCCUACACUACAUUCAACAUCGUGUUCGCUAGUGUCAUCGCUGCCAGCUCUCUGCCCGUUCUCCUCUUGCCUGACAGUCCUUUCUAUCUCUAUUCUAAAGGUCGCACAGAAGAAGCGUUGGAAGUGCUAUUACAAUACCGAGCAUCCGAAGUGGAAGCCAAACAAGAAUUGCAAGAAUACCAAGACUCAGCGAACAAUGUCGAAAAGAUUGACAAGAAAAAGCUUUUAAAGACAAAAACAUUCUUGAAAUCAUUAGCUCUAGGCUUCCUUCUGUUCGGAGGCAGCCAGCUCGUCGGCUUCAAUGCUGUUCAGUUCUACUUGCAAACGAUUCUCGUGUCGACCAAGACGAGUGUGAAACCAGAAGUUGCAUCAGUUGUGAUUGGAUUGAUACAGUUGUUUGCAAGUUUUUGUACGCCGCUGAUUUUGACGAAAUGCGGAAGACGGCCUGUGCUGAUCGGUUCUUUGAGUGGGAUGUUUUUGGGAAUGGUCGGAUUGGGCACAUUCUUCAAGCUCACGGAAGCUGAAGACGUUGAGAUCAGGGGUUUCCUCAACUUCCUUCCCAUCAUUUCGCUGAUCAUCGUUAUUUACUGCUAUAGCGCUGGUAUCGGCUCUAUAGUGUGGUUAGUAACAGCAGAGGUGUUCGACGGACCGUCCCGAGCAUUCGGCAUAUCCAUCACAUCCAUAUCAACUGUGGUGGCUAUAUUCUUCACCACCAAGUACUUCGCUCUGAUGACGUCAGCGCUAGGUCCUCAUGUCACGUAUUGGCUCUUCAGUGCCGUGUGCGUUGUGAUUGGCACUCUGAUAGCGUUGUUCGUGCCGGAGACUAAGGGGAAGACAUUUAGUGAGAUACAGAGAGAUUUGGGAGGUGAAACAGAGGAGAAACAUGAUAAGGAGAGAGCGUAAUUGAGUCGAUACAAUUUUUUUUUCUAAGAAAUGAUUGAUCGAUCAAUGGAAGUUAAUGAAUCGAUUUGAGAUUUACAAGUUUUUUUUCUUGCGUCGUUUAUAUUAUAAACGACGCAAGAAAAAAUCUUAAACAAUUAAAAACGACUUUCACCCAUCUGUUUAAUGUAUGAAAAAUGUUAUAGAUCAAAAUUAGGAUGUUAUAAAAUAUGUUGCGAGGGUAGUUUGUCUCAAAAACUCAUUAUUGAUAGACAAUUAUAGGUUGAUCAGGAUUUUUUUAAAAAUAAAUACUCGCAAUAUGUUUAAGACGUAGUAAAUUUUAAAUAAAAUACUAAAUUAGUGAAUAGACCAUCAGAACAUGAGGAAAAAUUAUAUGAUAUGACAUUUACUUUUCUGUUGCCAUAUACAAAACUUAUGUAUCAAUAAUAAUUAGUUAUAUUGUUAUUCAUUAUGUUUAUAUAUUUAACAUAAGCUACAAUUUUCAGCCCUUUUAGUUCUAAGUUAAUAUAAAGUUAAGUAUAAAUUAAAAUAGUAUAAAGUGUAAAUUAAAAUUUCUAAGUUAAGUAUAAAUACUAAUUGUUACUAUGAACUUAGCUGUGUUUCUAUAAAUAUUAUUGUACUAGUGACUAAUUGUAAUAUAUCAAUUUAUAAGUAUUGUGUAAGUUAUAUUUUGUGAAUUAUUUUUAUUAUUAAAUGUCUCGAAAUAUUUAAAAUGUCUCUUUUUCCUAUUUAAAAUCCAAUUUUUGGUAGUAGGGGUCAAUAAAGAAACGUUUUAUUACUAUGCAAUUCAACAAUUUUCUUAGGUAUCUUGUUAAACCCAUUAUAUUUCUCAUAUUAGAAGAAGAAGAAGAAGAAGAAGAAAUAUACUUUAUUGUACAUUAAAAACAAAAAUAAACAAUAACUUAUAAUAAAAUACUUAGACUUAAAAUAAAAUAAAAAAUAUCGUAUAAAGUGACGGGUAGCAGCGACAGUGAUUGCACCAUCAUUUUAUGGUAGAGGAAACACCUCGAACAGAUCCCAGGACUUGUGACCAGGGUGUGGGUUUAAGGGAUCCCUUUAGAAUGCAUUAACACUCACCUCCCCUUCCACUCUAAGCAAUUUAUGAUCAAUAAUUACAACACAAAACAUUAUGGUACGAAAUCACUAACGCGACUAGCAGCGUGACGGUGUUCACGCUGCCUAACAAAGAACUGGACUUGAAUCAUCAACCCUUUUAUUUAUACUAUCGAUGUCGUAACAACUUUAUACAAUUACCUCCUUUUUAUCUAUAAGUACCUUAUAAUAAAUCUGUAGACAGGUUAAUUCUGUAGAUUAAAUACAUUUCCAAAAUAACUAUCAGGGGGUGAUUAGUGAUCGAUACUGAUGUUAAAAAUGCAAUCAGUAAAAUUUUUGUCUGUCUGUCUGUCUUUUCGUUAUAGAAACAAAAACUAUUCGACGGAUUUUAACAAAUCUUGGUACAAUUAUUCUUCAUACUCUAGAGCAGGUUAUAGUAUGCUUUUCAUUACACUACGAUGAAUAAGAGCAGAGCAGUGAAGGGAAAAGUUGGGAAAAAGGGAGAAGUUACUCCAUUAUAUUAAAUAAAUAAUAUUAAUAAAUUAAUAAUGAACUGAACUGAACUAAACUCGUAACACACGGUCAUGUCAUGUCCGUCUUUAUUAAUAAAACCAAAAAUUAAAAAAGAAACAAAGUUCAUGUAAAAAGGCACCUUUAUUUUACAAAAAAAUAUAUAAAAAGAGUUACAACAAAAUACAAACAAGUAAAUUUAAAUUUAUUACAUAAAUCACAUAUGUUUGGGGUAACCUAACCCUGUAACCUAUAUCUUAAAAAUAAACAUUUUUAUUACAAUUUUAAUGCUGUGAUACCAUAAAGCUAAUAUACAAGCUAUAUACAGCUACCCGAGAGCUAUAAGCUCUAUAUUACACCGUCAAGCAUUAAAUAACAUGCGCUUUAAACAUCUAUCAUCAUUAUUAACCCAUAUUCGGCUCACUGCUAAGUUCGAUUCUCCUCUUAGAAUGAGAAGAGUUAGGACUAUAGUCCACCACGCGGGCCCAAUGCGGAAUGGCAGACACACACGCAGAAAAUUAUGAAAAUUCUCUGGCAUGCUAUAAGGAUGAA